Molecule: messenger RNA, 957 nt
Organism: Brassicogethes aeneus
Lineage: Eukaryota; Metazoa; Arthropoda; Insecta; Coleoptera; Nitidulidae
Source: the annotation of a GenBank genome assembly
AGUGUACUACAGACUUUUCAACAAGUGUUUAACUUAAAGAAUAAAUACAAGAUGAAGAUUUUUGUGGCGAUAUCUGCCCUCCUGGCAGUGGCGUACGCCAGGCCGGAGGCAGGCUUCAGCAGCAGCGGCGGAGGCGGCGGCGGCGGCGGCUACAGCAGCGGCCCCAGCGGCCCUAGCAGCUCAUACGGAGCCCCACCGAGCGGCCCACCUAGCAACAGUUACGGACCGCCAAGCAACAGCUACGGCCCGCCUGCCGCCCCCCCAUCCAUACAUAAGCACGUGUACGUGCACGUGCCGCCACCAGAGCCGGAAUACCAGGCACCCAGGAAGCCCAUACCUGUUGCGCCCGCCCAGAAGCAUUACAAGAUUAUCUUCAUCAAGGCACCUACUGCUCCAACCCCGACCGCCCCCGAAAUCCCAGUCCAACCUCAAAACGAAGAAAAAACAUUGGUAUACGUAUUAGUCAAGAAACCGGAAGAACAACCUGAUAUCGUAAUCCCAACUCCAGCUCCAACUCAACCCAGCAAACCGGAAGUUUAUUUCAUCAGAUAUAAGACCCAGAAGGAGGAGGGUGGUUACCCCGCCAGUGGCGUACCAGAUAACAAAUAUGGUGCCCCAGCAGCCCCUCCAGCACCACCAUCCAACUCCUACGGAGCCCCAGGAGGUGGAAACGGCCCAUAUUAAUAAAAAAAAAUCCCUAAACGGUCGUUAAUCUGUAAAUACUAUAAAAUACCUCCCGCCAGUAUAACAUACAAAUAUAUACAUGUGAUUUUUAAGCAAAUAAGGUGACAAACGUAUUUUUAAGUAGUUUUGUUUAGCUGAAAUAGUUAUAAAUGUAAAUAAAUAUUUUAAGACAUAAAAAGCUUUAUACAACUAGUAGGAUUAAGUUCGUUAGUUUUAUAAGUAUUUUUAGCUAUGUUUUUGUAUUUUUUAUUAAUUUUUGUACGCUGUUAUAAG